Molecule: messenger RNA, 648 nt
Organism: Durusdinium trenchii
Lineage: Eukaryota; Dinophyceae; Suessiales; Symbiodiniaceae
Source: the annotation of a GenBank genome assembly
AUGCUGCCACCGGAGCCCGAGGCCUAUCCUCCAGAUGUGACCUCCUUUGUUUCCUGUCAUUUGGCUGUCUUCGACAUGCAGAAGAGCGCCGAGGGGCCCUUCGCAUGGUUCGAGACCGAGGAUCCCUGCUUGGUCUCGGGGAACUUCGAGAAGAUCUGGAUCGCCAAGGGAUGCAUGUUCUUAGCGGUCAUCAUUUCAAUGGCCCACAGCUUCCCAGCGAUGGUGCUCUUCCUGGGAGCCAAGCAGAGGUUCGCAUGGCGCUCCCCGCAGCAGACAGGGAUGUUUAUGGCCACAGGCUGCGCCUUCUUCCAAAGUGUCGCUGUCAUUACUGCGGCCACUUCCGUGGUGAAGCCGGGCCUCAACGGUAUCGGCUUUUGGUCGACGAUCUGCGGCAUCUUGGCCAGCAUCACCUCCGCCACCUUCUGCAAGCUCUCAAAGGCGACCCUGAACAUGGAGGAGCCACCGGCACCGACCUCGGCCACCGUGGCGAUGGGAACCCGGGGGAUAGAUGCCUGGUCCCAACAAACCGCCGCUCAAGUGGAUUGGGCAAACAAGGAGUCCAAGAAGUCGACGCGUCGGGUCUAUCCAGAGACGGAGGGCAUGACCAGCGCUUCAAAUUGGACCUAUCCACAACCAGUGGUGAGUUAG